This is a messenger RNA of Frankliniella occidentalis (western flower thrips), 489 nucleotides long. RefSeq lists its product as uncharacterized. The coding region runs from base 181 to 441 and encodes 86 amino acids. The transcript is spliced from 4 exons. The record is from RefSeq and is a predicted model, not a curated record. Lineage: Eukaryota; Metazoa; Arthropoda; Insecta; Thysanoptera; Thripidae. Gene Ontology annotation, molecular function: ubiquitin protein ligase activity. Gene Ontology annotation, biological process: protein ubiquitination.
AAUACCUGUGAGCUUAGUGCAGCCGCCUCGCUAGAAGGAGUAACCUGGCGGAACAACAGCCAAUAGCCUUCAGGUCUGGCGAGGGCGACGCGGUCCGUAUCGCUAUCAAUCGCCUGAUAGGACGGUAGGACGGUAGGACGCUCAGUCAGCCACAGCGAGACCAGCAGCCCCCGACUCAACAUGGACUGCGACAUCUGCCUGGAGGACUUCAACCGGGAGGAGCGCGUGGCCAAAUUGGUGCCGUGCGGGCACACCGCGUGCCUGCUGUGUCUGCAGCGCAGCGAUAGGAGGCAGUGUCCCACGUGCCGCAGGGUCUUCGACGUAUCCCCGGAUGCACUGCCCAACAACUUCCAACUCCUACGGCAGCUGGAACGCCCAGACAGCCCAAGUGGUACUAAGUUAAGCCUACCCGGGUGGAAGGAUCUGCAUUUUGGAAUAUAGCGAUUCACUACACUCGGACCAAAUUUGCCUUUGCAAUGUAAGUGUACA